AUGGCUACGCAAUCAAGCCUGCGACAGAAGUUGAAAUAUGAAGAGUGGGAGAUUAAUGGAAAACGAAUAACUCUAGUUACAUUACACUUGUUUGUAUAUCCAAGGCAGCUGCCUGACGACCUUUAUGGUUUAAGAGAGUUGGAAGCUCUGAGUCUGAAAACAGUGACAAAAGAGGAAAUAAACCUCCCCAAUGAGCUGGCAAAACUCACCAACCUGAAAGUCCUGAGCUUAUUUAACUGUGGCCUAACCACAGUUCCGGCUGCCGUGAUGAAACUUCCAAUGUUAGAAAAGCUGAUCCUCAGUAGAAACAUGAACAUCACCCUGCGGGGUGAGAUUUCCAGACUCAUCAACCUCACUGUCCUGGACUUAAAAUUCUGUAACCUGGACACACUACCGCCUGUAGUGCUGAAACUACCAAACCUACAGGUGCUGGACCUAAGAGAUAAUGUGCAGAUCUUCCUACCAUAUGACUUGUAUAGGUUGAACAACUUGAAAGUUUUGAGACUAGGGGGUUGUAACCUAGACAGAUUUCCACCGGCAGUACUGAAGCUCCUCCAGUUGGAGGAACUGGACCUCAGUAACAACAGGAUCAUCACUUUGCCGGAUGGGCUGGCAGGACUCAUUAACAUCCGGGUACUAAAGCUAUGGUUAACAGGCCUAGACACACUCCCACCUCAAGUGGGGAAACUGACACUGUUAGAAUGGCUGGACCUGAGCGCUAACCAACUACAGACGUUACCCGAGGAAAUCGGACAGCUCACUAGCGUUAAACACUUGAAUUUGUCCAAGUGCAAGCUGCUCACACUCCCACUUGAAGUGGGUAGACUGACACGGUUAGAACAGCUGUACCUGCGCCAUAACCAACUACAGACGUUACCCGCAGAGGUUGCGCAGCUCAGUAGCUUACGUGGCCUUCACGUUAAGGGAAAUCCACUAAUAAAACCACCAGCUGAAAUUUGCAAACAAGGGAUCACUGCUAUCAGACAGUACUUUGAUGAACUUAAACGCUCGAAAGAAAAUAUAAUCUCUCAUUUGAAAAUUGUCUUCUUGGGAGAGAAAAUGGCGGGAAAAACAAGCCUGGUACGAACGCUAGACAUUGGCAAGUCCACCCUAACAGAAGUAGAGGACCGCACACACUGUGUAGAGAUAACUCAGUGGGCACCUGAUGACAACAUCACGUUUGAAGUGUACGACUUUGGUGGCCAUGACGUGUAUUAUCUCACUCACCAGUUCUUUCUGACUCCAGAUGCCCUUUAUCUGUUAUUAGUGAACCUUCAGACAUACAGCUGCAGUGAAGAGAGGUACACAGAAGCCGUGGGGUUCUGGUUGGACACACUGAAUGCCCGCGUGCCGGGGGCGGUGGUUUCUAUAGUAGGGAGCAAGAAGGACCUUUGUCGACAUGAUGAAGUAAUAAGAAAGACAAACGACAUUCAAAGUAGGAUCAACAUGCAAAAGAAGAUGUGGCUAAAACAACUAAAGCAAGAAAUCAAACGACUGGAGACUAAGCUAAAGACCCAAGAGAAAGGUCACUCCUCGUUGAUAGCUCAACAACUUGCAUAUACAAAUCGCCUGCUGGAGCAAAGGCUGCGUUUCGUUGGCGAUGUACUGUGUGUGUCUGUAAAGCCCAAGUCGCCGAUUCGCAGCCUUUUGUCUUCUAAAUGUCCAUCUUGGGUUAACCUGCAGACUCUUCUGUUGGAAAAUGUUAAUAACAAGUCAUUGUUUCCAACACUACGAAGAGUCUUGCCAGGAACAUGGGUGUUGUUCGAGCAGCUGUUGAAAAGAUGGAGGGAAACGCCAGAACAGGUUAAGGAGAGUGACAGCUCUGACAAAACGGGCUCUUCUAAGCAAACGCAAUCGUAUUCACUGGCAAGAUACUGGCUGACAUUGGGUGAAUGUGAAGGCAUUGGACGGGACGCAGAACUCUCACCAGAAAGACUAGACCCAGUCCUGUCUUACCUGCAGCAGGUGGGAACCAUCCUCAGGUACACGGACAUACCGGAACUCAAGGACUAUGUCUUCCAUGAUCCUCCCGUCGUCGUAGAACUCUUCAAAGAUCUGUAUCAUCACGAUACCAAAGCCCUUUUCUCAACACCAAGAAUACGAAAUAAAUAUACUCGCGAACAACGGCGUAAUUUGGAAGAGGAUUUGUGCGACCGUGGACUGAUCCAGAAGAAGGUGAUGACGUGUAUGCUACCACCAAACAUCGAUCCUGACAUUGUUACAGCUCUGAUGCAGCAUUUUGGCCUAUGCUUUGAGUUAAAAGGCAACGACAAACAAGACCUUUCUAAACAAAUAUUGCACUACAAAAUACCUUGGUACCUACACAAACAAAUGCCAGAGAAGUUGAAGAGUGUCUGGCCGGAUGACGUACCAGAAGAUCAGGAACAGCUGCAGCUGAUGUGCAACAUCACAGGAUUCUGUCCCCGGGGACUGUUUCAGAGGUUCAGCGUUGGGAUCCAUCGAUUAGUCAAGGACAGGGUAGACUGGAAAGAUGGAGUCAUGGCCUACAGGCAGGACUACCCGAUACUGAUGCGUUCCAAACCUGUAACAGACGACACUUACAUCGCCAUGGCAACCAGAGGCAGGCUUGCCCAGGCAGAUGAGAUGUGGGGCGUUGUCCACCCACUGCUGGAGGUGCUGGUCCAGCUGCUGCAGGAGUGGCCAGGUGUGCUGUACUCCCUCCACGUCACCUGUGCGCACUGCAUCAAGGCAGGACUGGGCAGGCCGUACCAGCACGAACUGAGGGACCGGACUGCAGAGGACGGCCGUGACGUCAGGUGUCCCAGGAUCAAAAAUACAGCAUCAACGUCAGCAAACCUUGUGUAUAGACCAAGCAGAUUAUCUGGAAAGCAGUACCCUGCAGAAGCUCAGAGCCAACAGGAUGUUGCCGGACGCUCUCAAGCUGAGGAAGAAGAUAUCAGCAGGUACUUCCAUUACAUCAAGGAAAACGUGACUGCCGAGUGGAAGGACCUGGCUUACCAGCUGGGAUUCAGUCGGCCAGACAUAGACAACAUUGACGAGAGAAACACGGACUACAAGCGGCGCUGCCGGGACACGUUGGAGGAAUGGAAAGAGCGGGAAGGGGAUGCCGCCACCAUAACUGUGCUGAUGGACGCUCUGAGGGAACUGGAGCUGAUGAGUGUCGUGGAUGGGCUGGAGAGCAAGUAUCCAGGUCUGAGUGAUUAG
This is a messenger RNA of Branchiostoma belcheri (Belcher's lancelet), 3186 nucleotides long. RefSeq names its product malignant fibrous histiocytoma-amplified sequence 1 homolog. Bases 1 to 3186 code for a protein of 1061 amino acids. NCBI's taxonomy places the organism in Eukaryota, Metazoa, Chordata, Leptocardii, Amphioxiformes, Branchiostomatidae. The transcript has 4 exons. Gene Ontology annotation, molecular function: protein binding. The record is from RefSeq and is a predicted model, not a curated record. Gene Ontology annotation, biological process: signal transduction.